AUGGAUCUGGUGGCGGUCGCUGUCCUCUGCGCCUUCUUGCUGCAAGCGCUCACGCUCGCGCUGCUGUUGACCUUCGGCAUCUGCCGCCUCUGCAAGCAGGAUGCUUCAGUGAGAGGCUUGCUGAUGGGAUUCUCUCAGCACUUCAUCUGCAACUUUCCUGAGGGCAGGGCCGCGGCGCAGCUCCAUGAAACGCAGUGCAGGCUCCUGGUUAGCGCCAGCGCAUUCUUCCUCGUCACUAUCUCCGCGCGAUUCGUCGCCCUGCAGUAUAGAUAUUUCAGUAGCCUGACUUCGGAGAUCUCUCUUGUGCAUGAGAUGUCAUCCUUGGCAAUGUACAUCCUGUCGCUUUCAUGGUUCGCCUGUGGCCGCAUGCUGAUCUCCCCUCGCACUUUGGAUGCAUGGUCCAUCCUGGGCUUCAUAUGCGUGUUCCCCAUGCAGAUGGCUGAAGAACGACAAUCUCUCACCAGCCUGCUGUCACAUGGGGCGCUGGGUUUCCGGCUGCUCUUCAGCCUGACCGCAAGGCGCUUCUGGCUGGCAUGCCUCUGCAAUGUGAUCUACUUUCUGACUGUGCAAGCUCGGAGCCCGCAUCGCCCCUUCACGAACGAUCGUUUUUCAGAAGCGUUUAUAAACGUGGCCAUUUUCUGGCUUGCCUACAUUAUGAGGCAACACAUGUACUCCAACUCAUGCAUGGCCUUGCAGCUGAAAAACAGCACUGUCGGCCUGGAAUCCGCCCUGCGGCUCCUCCGGGGCUUUUGCGAUGCGGUGGUGGAGCUCGACGAGUCCCUAACACUUUGUGGGGACUUCAGCCAGCUCUCCACCAUGUUGCUGCACGGCAGAGGAGAAGCGGGCGGACAGUCGCGGAGCAAUGACUUCAUCAGCUACUUCUGCCCCGCAGAUCGUGACCACAUUGCGGCUUGCCUGCGGCAGGAUGACAGCACUCCGAUCCCACAGGCGCUGCAUGCCAAGAUGAUGGACUCACUCUCGAACCAGUUCGAGGUGGAGCUGCUGCACAUCCGCUACCGCCACCCCGAGGGACAUCUUCGACAACUAGUUGGUGUGCGAGAGUUUCCGGACCUCUCCGCUGUGGCUCCGCUGUCCGACAUCCUGGAGGGGCGUCGAAGGAGCCGAGAUUCCAGCACAGGCACGGAGAAGGAGCUGUCGGUCCUUCUCUUCGACACCUCGUCCUUCGACGUGCUCGCGUUGGAUGCAGCCAUUGGGGAGGCUGUUGGACUGGCUACAGGCGCAGACGUCGGGGAAGGUCUGGCACUUCACCAGAUCCUCCGGAAAAGGGAGUGUUCCCAGCUUCAAGAGGUGUUCAACGAAAUGAACUUGGAAGAUUGCGAGAGGCGGAUCUCAGUGGACCUUGACCUCAAUCUGCAGUGGGGCCGAGGGCGACACCUGCGUGUGGAGCACGAUGCGUUCUUAUGCACUUGGGUAUGCAGCCUCUUUGUGGAGAUGCCCGCGCUGCCUCCCACUCUGGACACCAACAGUGCUUUCCUUGAGUUCGCCCCAUCAUCCCUGAAGACUAGGAAAUCCAGGCCAAGCAGAAUGUUACGGAGCAGCCGAAGAAAUGGCAGGAGGAACUCGGAUUCAGGAAGUUCGAGAGAAGGCAGCAUUGCAGAGCUUCAUACGGGGAGCCUUGUCUCACUCUAG
Molecule: messenger RNA, 1650 nt
Organism: Symbiodinium natans
Lineage: Eukaryota; Dinophyceae; Suessiales; Symbiodiniaceae
Source: the annotation of a GenBank genome assembly